GAAAAAGACGGGUCCCAUUUAUAAACUGACAGAAAUUUUUUGUUUAAGUUAGUAACUUGUAUCUUUAAACCUGUUUUUCAUGUAUGAUGUUAUGAAGAAAUUACCAAAUGUUUUAAAUGCCAUAAAAGACACAAUGAAACUACAAAAAUGAGCCCGCAUGGCCAGACCCAGAGGAAUAAUCCUCGAACGAAACAACAGGACAAUGAAAAUGUUGACAAUGACGCCGAAAACAGGCCACCAAAGAAGCUGAAGAAAGCUAAAGGAGACAAAUCAAAGCUUAAGAGGCCACUCAUUACAAAGGCUAAACAAAAACUUUCACAUGCUGAACGCCAAGAAGCAAGAAGGAAAAAUGUACUGAAGAUUGUCAAAACAACACGAGGAUGCUAUUUCAUAGGUGUCGAUGGCGAAGGUGUUACUUGGCUUAGGAACAGCAGUCUUCCACAAGCUAAUGUUCAAGGCAGAAGGCAGCUGGAAGAAAUUCCAGCACAGAAUCUUGAGCAUCUGAUAAUACUGGCUUCACUGCAGAACAACAGUCUGCCAGAAGCAAAUCUUCAAAGCUUGAGAAGGCAGCUAGAACAAAUGGCUCAACAGAAUCUUCAGUCAGUGGGGCAUCUGAUUAUACAUGCUUCACUGCUGGGCGACAGGCUUCCAGAACCCAAUAUUCCGAGUGGGAGGAGGCAGCUAGAACAAUUACCUCCACAGAUGCUACAGCAUUUGAGUAUUCAAGUUUCUAGCUUGGCUUGGCCAAAUUAGACUGUCAGGCAUUAGACAGCAAUAUCAAAAAGUUAUGAUCUUAACAUAGAUAUAGCCAUGUUUUGGGUAAAGGGUUGUGAAACUGUCUCAUAACGUCAUUAUUUUGCUUAUACAUUCACUUUGUGAAAAAAAUGCUUUUCUUAACAUAUAGCUUGACUCUGGAGUCAUAAAUUAAUUCUUGUAUACAAAUGUCAUUUCAUACAGACUAUAAAUUGGUGCUUCUAGGAAAAAAGAAAUUUUACCCUCUGACAAGGAUGUAAUUUAUAUCUAGUUGGUAGUUGCCUCCAGAUUCUUGAAAAUGAGAGCUUAUGGAAUCUCAAUAUAUCAGGGCUAUACCAGUAAAACAUAUAACCCAUGAGGGGAAGGCAAUUAUAUUCUUAGUAUAUGGGUGGGUGUCUUUUUUCGCUAAUUUGUCCCAAAAAGGGUAAAUUUGCUUCUGUAGGGAGGUGGUAUAAUUUAAAAGUGCCUUACCCCCGGGGUUAUAUGUUUAAAAGGAAUAGCCCUCCAGUAAUUCAACUGCAAUCUCAUUACUACCGGUAGUCAUUUAUCAAAACAUUAACCACUUACCUCAAUUUACAACUCAUUGGCACAUAAACGGAAAACUGGCUAGACCAAUUUCAACGCAUAACUAAGUGCUCCAAUGAUUACCUACCAUUUUAUUGGUCAAUGCAUUUUUGAGGGCAAUAUUUUUUUAAACAUAUUUUUUUCAUUGAAGCCAAACUUGUGGCCAAAUUUUCUUUAUGUGAUAUUAUAAUGGUUUUGUUUUGUUAUAAAUUCACAAAUAAUAUUUUUAACUAAUAUCACUAUUUCUAAAUUUGCAUUGUUUCAUGUUGUUUUCAUGUUUUUAGGAUUUCAUGUUAUUUAUAUUUUGAUACAUUGGUUGGUUUGUUUCAUUAAACACCAUCAUUAUAAACAUCUUGACCAAGUAUAAUUUGACAAGAAACAACGCAAUAUAACGAAAUCAGGUUGUCAAUGAUUGACAGAACAACUUUGGUCUAUGUUGUGAGAAUUAUAGCCAAGCUGCUUUGUUGUGUGUAUAAGAACAUGACAAUUUGAUCAUGUAUUUAUGUAUAAAAUAAUUAAAAUUUUGUAAUCAA
Molecule: messenger RNA, 1850 nt
Organism: Mya arenaria
Lineage: Eukaryota; Metazoa; Mollusca; Bivalvia; Myida; Myidae
Exons: 2
Coding region: 148-753 (201 amino acids)
Source: RefSeq, a predicted model, not a curated record